Molecule: messenger RNA, 1668 nt
Organism: Solea senegalensis (Senegalese sole)
Lineage: Eukaryota; Metazoa; Chordata; Actinopteri; Pleuronectiformes; Soleidae
Gene: bmp15
Product: bone morphogenetic protein 15
Exons: 2
Coding region: 68-1435 (455 amino acids)
Biological process (GO): BMP signaling pathway; SMAD protein signal transduction
Cellular component (GO): extracellular region
Molecular function (GO): cytokine activity; growth factor activity
Source: RefSeq, a predicted model, not a curated record
UGGUGUCGGACAGGAAGUUGAUGGUCACGCGGUCAGAGUUCAGGAUGAAGGUUCGCGGUGAACAUCAAUGAAAAGUCUGUGCUUCACAAACAUGAGGUCAGCGCGCGCCAGUCUCCUCCUCCUCUGCUCCUUCACCUUCAUCCUGCUCUCCUCCCCUUCUUCUUCUUCUUCAUCCACCUCUUCUUCACCAAACACCCGGCGCGCUCACGAACGCAGCUCCAGGUACGGGGGGGCGCACGCGCACAGCGCGGACCAGAACGUGCAGUUUAUGCUGAGUCUGUACCGGAGCGCGGCGGAACCGGACGGCAGACCCAAACAGCACCGGAAGUUCGGCUCCAACACGGUUCGACUGCUCAGACCCACGACGUCCAAUUUACAUCAUGUACCUGCAGCUGCUACGUCAUCAGAUCAUCUCUACACCUUCACUGUUCACUACAACCUGGACACUCUUCCUUCAGAACAGCUGAUCAGAGCGUCCUUCGUCCACCUGCGCUCUCCCUCCUCCUCCUCCUCCCAGGCCCCAGGUCCUCCUCCAUCACCUUCAUCACCUCCUGGUCCUGGUCCUGGUCCUCGCUGCAGGGCUCAGAUCACGUCUCUGGGAGCAGAGAGUCUGGUGACGCUGGAGCCUGAGGAGCAGUGGACGGAGACGGACAUCACCGCUCACGUGAGUGGACACGUCCUUCAGAGCGAGGACGGUCACCUGACCCUCACCGCUCAGUACUGGUGCACAGAACCUGAGCUCCAUCAGCAGAACAGCUCCUCCUGGUGGCGGGGGCGGGACAGUGUUGGAGGACAGAGGAGAGGAGAACCUCACGUGGACGUCCCGUCUCUGCUUCUGUACGUGGAGGAGAAGAGGGCGGGGCAGGACUGGAUGGAGGAGCUGUUAGGAGCUGAGGGUUCAAACGCCAUGAGGAGAAUCAGACCGUGGAACCCGCUGGUCCACCGUCACCCCCGUGGCCGCCGCCGCCGCCGUCGCUCCAAAGACUCUCCAGAGCUGAAGGAUCCUUCACUGGACGUUCUGAAAAACGCUCCCACCUCCUCGUCCUCCUUCUCUACCUCCUCCUCCGCCUCCAUCGUGUCCAGCGUCCCCGCCUACAAACGUAAAACCAUCGCCGCGGCGAAGAGUCGCUGCAAGCUGCACUCGUUCCGCCUGUCGUUCGACGAGCUCGGCUGGGGCCACUACUUCAUCGCUCCGCCCGUCUACAACCCGCGCUUCUGUCAGGGCGACUGUCCGCGCGUCCUGCACUACGGUUACCACGCCCCCAACCACGCCAUCAUCCAGACGGUCAUCAGCGACCUGGGCCUGGGCGACGUGCCGCCGCCGUCCUGCGUGCCGUACCGGUACAUGCCCAUGAGCGUGCUGGUGGUCCACAAGAAGAAGGUGGAGUACAGGGAGCUGGAGGACAUGGUGGCCGAGUCCUGCACCUGCCGCUGACCCCGCUGUGAGGGGGCGGGGCUUAGGCGGAGACUGAAGGGGCGGGGCUUGUUCCUGUUAAAGCACUUUACUGAUUUAACUCCAAAACUGUAGAAUUUUUUGGGUCAAAUUUUCACAAAGUUUUUCCACAAAGUUAAACAGGAUUUUUGUUUUUUUUAAGACGCGACAGUAAAAUCACACCCACAUUCAAACAUUUUAAAGAAAACAACAAAAUCACCUGACUAUUAUUUUUU